UGGCACACAGACGUUCAAAAUGAUUUCAUUAGUAACCGCAUUUAUCGGUGUUUUGAUAUUGAUUUACGUAUUAUUAACAAAAAAACAUGAUUACUGGAAAAAGAAAAAUGUUCCAUAUAUAAAUCCGAGACUAAUUUUUGGCAACUUCCGAGAUUUUAUACUAUUUAAAAAGACUCCUUCUUCAAUUUUACGUGAAAUUUGUGACCAGUUCCCUGAUGAACCAUACGUCGGUGUCUUUUAUGGUACAGCACCAGCUCUCGUCGUCAAGGAUCCUAAAAUAUUAAAACUGGUGUUGACACAAGACUUCUAUUACUUCAAUGGUAGAGAAAAUACAGACCACGCUAACAGAGAGCCCAUUACAACGAAUUUGUUUUCAAAUGGAGGUGAUCAUUGGAAAGUAUUACGACAGAAUUUAACUCCACUUUUCACAUCUGCAAAGUUGAAGUAUAUGUUUCCAACUAUCAAUGAAUGUGCUGAGGAAAUGGAAACCUACCUUAAGGAUGAAAUACAAAUUUCGGGGAAUAUUAAUAUAAAAUCUUUGUUCGCUAGAUAUUCGAUGGAAUGUAUUAUUAGAUGUGUUUUUGGGCUAAAAGCGAACACUAUGAAAAGAGAUAAAGCAAUUAAUCCCUUUGUUACUAUAGGUGAAGCAAUUGUUGCAUCAUCAACUACGGCGGGUUUGAAAAACAUUGGUCGAGCCAUGUGGCCUGAUUUAUUUUACGCAUUGGGUUUCCAGAUGUUCGACGACAGAAUUGAAAAAUUCUUUGGCCACUUAUUCAGAGAAACUCGUAAAAAUCGUUCCACUGAGACAACUUUAAAGAAAGACUUUGUCGAUCUUAUUCUGGGCUGGGAAAAGCAACAAUACAUAACCGGAGACAGUUUUAGCAAUAACCAAACGAAUGACAAGAAGAUAGAAAGAAUUGAAGUGAAUGAAGACUUACUUGUAGCACAAUGCACUUUAUUCUUCGCGGCUGGAUUCGAAACAACAUCGUCCACAAUAAAUUACCUUCUGUAUGAACUGGCAAAAAAUAAACAAGCCCAAGAACGACUCAUAGAAGAAGUGGAUGCAUACUUUAAAAAACAUGGUGAUAUUAAGUACGAAUGUAUAACUGAGUUGCCAUAUAUUGAAGCAUGUAUUGAAGAAGCACUUCGUCUUUACCCGGUGUUACCUGUCAUCACCAGAGAAGUGAUGAAUAGCUACACGCUGCCAACUGGGCUGCGCCUUCAGAAAGGUGAUCGCGUACAUAUACCUAUUGAUUACAUCCAUCGGCAACCGGAGAACUUCCCGGAUCCUACGGUAUACCGUCCCGAACGAUUCUUUGGUGAUGAGAAGAAGAAAAUCAAACCAUACACCUACAUGCCAUUCGGUGAAGGUCCAAGAGUUUGUAUUGGUGCUCGUUUUGCAAGAAUGGUUAUGUACGCUGGGCUCUUGACUAUAUUCAGGAAGUAUAGGACUGAGCUUGGAGAUAACAUGCCCGAUACUUUGGAAUUUAAGCCAGUGUCUCCUGUACUCCAAGCUACAAUAAAUAUGUAUGUCAAAUUCAUUCCUCGUGAAAUUUGAUCAAGCAAUCAGUAGAUAAAUUGUAUUUUUUA
Messenger RNA from Nymphalis io (European peacock), 1590 nucleotides. Its product is annotated as cytochrome P450 6B2-like. The record is from RefSeq and is a predicted model, not a curated record. The transcript has 2 exons. The coding region runs from base 20 to 1558 and encodes 512 amino acids. Lineage: Eukaryota; Metazoa; Arthropoda; Insecta; Lepidoptera; Nymphalidae. Gene Ontology annotation, molecular function: oxidoreductase activity, acting on paired donors, with incorporation or reduction of molecular oxygen; iron ion binding; heme binding.